Messenger RNA from Cyprinus carpio (common carp), 2132 nucleotides. RefSeq names its product docking protein 4 (gene dok4). Gene Ontology annotation, cellular component: cytoplasm. The record is from RefSeq and is a predicted model, not a curated record. Gene Ontology annotation, biological process: cell surface receptor protein tyrosine kinase signaling pathway; positive regulation of MAPK cascade. The transcript has 9 exons. NCBI's taxonomy places the organism in Eukaryota, Metazoa, Chordata, Actinopteri, Cypriniformes, Cyprinidae. The coding region runs from base 581 to 1570 and encodes 329 amino acids.
UUUGACGCACUACGGUAAAGGGUGGACUUUUGUUGUCUGCUGGAGCUGGAGACAGACAGCUGAGAGUGAAACAUCCGUGUGUGUGUGUGUGUGUGUGUUUGGUGCUUGAAAUUCAGACGCGCUGCACGGCGUCUCGUGCCGAAACCCAAGACGACAACCAAGAAGAGUCACUUGGAUUACUGUCCGCAGAUCUUAAGCCCGAACACAUUAAUUACAAGAAAACUUGAUUUUUUUUUUUUUUUCCUCUGUUGGGGCACAGGCAAAAAUCUCGAAUUUUCACCUUUUAAAAGCAGCAGUCUUCUCGGAAGGGGCCGCACCUUCAGCUGAACAUCAUCCAGUGAUCAUGCAGGAUUGAGGAGACUGAAUCCUGUUGGUGAACCUGGUAUGAAGAUCUACAUGAUCUUCUGGACGUGAAGUUCCACAAAAGUUGCAGAGCUGACGAGAUCAAGGAAGACUGGAAGGCAAGCGAAGAAGCGAACGAAGGAAGGAAGGAGGGAGUUGGUUGGACUGGCUGAAGGGGGAAACCGAAGGGCUGGAUGCAAGCCUUUAUUCAUUCUAGAAGUUCCCAGGUUCCUCAGAGAUGGCCUCCAACUUCAAUGACAUUGUCAAGCAGGGCUAUGUCCGCAUGCGGAGCAGGAAACUGGGGAUCUAUCGGCGCUGCUGGCUGGUGUUUAAGAAGUCGUCCAGUAAAGGACCUCGCAGACUGGAAAAAUACCCUGAUGAGAAGUCAGCCUACAUCAGAGCCUGUCCUAAGCGGCAAGCUGUGGCCAUCGUCUUUACAGAUGACACCUCUCGAACCUUCACCUGUGAAUCAGAGCUGGAGGCUGAAGAGUGGUUUAAGACCUUGUCUAUCGAGUGCCUGGGGACACGUGUUAAUGACAUCAGUCUUGGAGAACCAGACCUCCUGGCCGCUGGAGUUCAGUGUGAACACACAGAGCGCUUUAACGUGUUCCUGUUGCCCUGUCCUAAUCUUGACAUCUAUGGGGAGUGUAUGAUGCAGAUCACGCAUGAAAACAUCUACCUGUGGGAUAUUCACAACCCUCGUACCAAGCUAGUAACCUGGCCGCUUUGCUCGCUUAGGCGCUAUGGACGGGAUGCUACGCGCUUCACCUUUGAGGCUGGCAGGUAUUAUGUUUUUUGUUUUUUUUUUUUGUUGUUUGAUUUUGUGGAUGGCCUGUACACUUUCCAGACACGGGAAGGAGAGCAGAUCUACCAAAGGGUUCAUUCUUCCACUCUAGCUAUAGCUGAGCAGCAUAAGAGAGUCCUCAUGGAAAUGGAAAAAAACAGCAAGCUUUUAUCUAAGGGUUCAGAGGGGACGUCCUACCCCUGCACCCCAACAGCAAUCUUACCACGAAGUGCUUUCUGGCACCACAUCACCGGAUCACAGGCUGGAGUAGACACUGCCAACGGUGAGACUGAACUGUGUAUAGGUGAGCUGUAUAAUACUCAACCAGGAGUGGACACUGACCUCUUCUCUAAACGCCUUCCUCCAGAAAGACACUCAACCCUUCCUGUGGGCCACGGCUGCCCUCAACCCCCCACGCACUACCCCACGUACCCCAGCGAGUGAGCGGCUUUUAGCAGCGAUGAAACCUUCCAGUUUUCACCUCUUGACCUCCCUCCACACUGCACUCUGCCCUACGUUUUUCCAUCAGCUCUUCUUCAGCAAAGGGAAGAUCCAUGCUGCCAUGCUGCCUCAGUUCCCCCUAGCCUGCCAGCGACGCUGAGGGCACUUACUGUGGAAUGAGGGAAUGCACUGUGAAGCUUGAAGCGCUUCAGUUGGAGCAGGGAUCACAUACCCUUAAAACAGACACAAGAGAUGCAACAAAGUGUUGGAGCUGGAUCAGUCGCCUUCACAGUGCAAUAUGGUCACUCUUGCUGGGUUUCUGUGGAAGUAGAGACUGUAAUGUAGGUUCUUCUCAAUAGUUUCUCUUACUCUAACUCUAAUCUCAUGCACGCUCUUCAACCCUAUGCAUGUCCCCUAAGGUAAAGAAUUACGGAAGAGCUACGGAGGGGUUCCUUAGACUCCUGUAGAAGCCUCAACACAAGAGGGUGUCCAACAGACCAUAUCGGCCCGGAGGAAGGUCCGCCAGAGUUCAUCUUAAACAAUUCUGUUCUUCAGUUUGAGUAAU